Messenger RNA from Sardina pilchardus (European sardine), 4461 nucleotides. Its product is annotated as IgGFc-binding protein-like. Lineage: Eukaryota; Metazoa; Chordata; Actinopteri; Clupeiformes; Clupeidae. Bases 1 to 4119 code for a protein of 1372 amino acids. The transcript has 11 exons. The record is from RefSeq and is a predicted model, not a curated record.
AUGAAGGGAGUGCUAAUCUGUGCUGUGACUCUCUUACUGUGUGAGUUCUGCUUUGCAGGGCCCACGUGCAAAGGGUCUGUCCCAGCGCCGUUUAAACUGGACCUGGGAAAGGACUCAGCCACAGGCACCUGCUGGGUCUUCGGAGACCCACACUACCGCACGUUCGAUGGCUACUACUUCGACUUCAUGGGCAACUGCACAUACACAAUGGCCAAGAACUGUCACGUGGACGGAACGCAUCCUGCCUUUGAGGUGGAGGUCAGAAAUGAGAACCAAGCUGAAGUUCAGAUAACUUUUGUUGAUUCGGUCAUCAUCAAGGUCCAUGGCUACACCAUCAACAUGGCCCGUGCAGAAUAUGGGUUUGUGAUGGUUGAAGAAAACAAAUGGAGCCUUCCGGUAAAUCUGGACAACGGCAAAGUCCGACUUAUUCAAAGUGGUCUCACGGUCAUCGUGGAGACAGACUUUGGCCUUAGAGUGCAGUACAACUGGGGCCAGUAUUUGCUGGUCAGUGUACCGCGCAGCUUCAUGGACAAGGUGUGUGGCCUGUGUGGGAACUUCAACGGCAAUGACAAGGAUGACCUCGCCACUCCUGACGGCACUUCGGUCAGCAGCGUGGGCGAGAUGGCCAAGAGCUGGAGAGUGCCAGGCGCGGACGCCGGCACCCACUGCAGAGACGAGUGCACCGGGCGCUGUGCCACGUGCGCCAAGAACGUCCAAAUGGACGCGAGUGGACGGCAGUUCUGCGGCCGUCUGACCGAAACCUUCGCCGGGCCCCUGAGACAGUGCGCCGCAUUGAUCACGCGCCAGGUGUACAUGCAGAAUUGCAUGCAUGACGUGUGUCUGGGGAAGGCCAUGAAGAAGUUCCAGUGUGACACAGUGCAAGUCUACACAGAUGCCUGCCAGCAAGCUGGUUUCAAGGUGUUGAACUGGAGAGCAUUUGCUGGCUGUCCUAUUCCCGAGUGCCCCAAGAACAGCCACUAUGAGUCGUGCGGCAACGCCUGCCCAGCCACCUGCGGAGACCCCGACGCGCCCAGCAGAUGCGAGGCCUACUGCGUGGAGACGUGCACCUGUGACGAUGGCUUCGUCCGCAACGGAGACGAGUGCAUCCCCCAGUCUCAGUGCGGGUGCUUCCACAGCGCCACUGGGAGCUACGUGCCACCGGGCAAGACCUUCUGGGCCAAUGACCACUGCACUCAGCAGUGCACCUGCAACCCCACCAGCAACCAGAUUGAGUGCAAGCAAGCUUCCUGUGCCUACGGGAAACUGUGCGAGGCGGUUGAUGGCAUCAGAAGCUGCGUUCCCAACAUGUUUGGAACCUGUAUGGUGACAGGCGACCCCCAGUUUCUGACCUUUGACGGCCUGAAGUACGACUUUCAGGGCACGUGUGUCUACGAAAUGGCCAAGAUGUGCUCCAGUGACACCAGCCUGGAACCCUUUGAGGUCCUUGUUCAGAAUGAGGGUCAGUAUAGGCAUGAUGGUGCAUUUGUCAAACUGGUUGAGCUCAACGUCUACGGCUACUCUGUUGUUAUCAGCGACGAACACAACGGUAGAGUAAUGGUGGACGGUGAGUUUGUUAAUCUGCCAGUCCGUUUGGGAAACAACAAGCUCUUUAUUUACAAAAGUGGGUGGUUUGCCGUGGUGCUGGCUGACUUUGGGCUGCGCGUGCAGUACGACUGGGUGAACACCGUGUUCCUCCGCGUGCCCAGCGACUACAGCGGCGCCAUGUGCGGCCUCUGCGGCAACUACAACUACAAGCAAGCCGACGACAUGGCAAUGCCCAACGGCACACUGGCGUCGUCUGCCACAGAGCUCGGGCAGAGCUGGCGCGUGGCUGAGAUCCCGGGGUGCGUCGACGGGUGCGGCGGCCAGUGCCCCAACUGUGACAUCACCGAGGAGAGGACGUACGAGACGGUGGAAUUCUGCGGCAAAAUCCGGGACCCAAAUGGACCCUUCCGGCUGUGCCACCCCCACGUGGACCCAGAGAGUUACUAUAAGACCUGCUUGUACGACGUGUGCCUCAGCCACGGGCAGAGACGCGUGCUGUGCGACAUGCUGAAAUGGUACACUGCGGCCUGCCAGAGAGAGGGAGCUGAGGUUCUGUCAUGGCGAUCAGAAGAUUUUUGUGAUGUUCAAUGCCAAUCCCAUAGCCACUAUGAACUGUGUGCAAAAGGAUGUCCUGCCACCUGCAGCAACCUUAUGGCUCCCACAAAAUGUACAGAGAACUGCCAAGAAGGCUGUGCCUGUGACGAUGGCUACAUUAUGAGCGGAGACAAAUGUGUGCCUAUUACACAGUGUGGUUGUGUCUAUGGCAACAAGUACUACAAAAAUGGACAGGUUUUCUAUCCAAAUGGAAAAUGCGAAGAAGAGUGCACUUGCGACGGCACAGUGGAGUGCAAGAAGUUCUCCUGCGGACCCAAUGAGAUGUGUGUGGUAAAGAACGGCGUCAGGGCAUGCCACCCCGUUGGCGUUGGCAUUUGCUCCAUCUCAGGGGACCCCCACUACAACACGUUCGAUAACCUCACCUACACCUUCCAGGGCACCUGCACCUACUCUGCUGCCAAGACCUUCAACAUCGAGGGCACACACCUCCAGCCCUUCUCGGUGGUGGUGGAGAAUGAGAAGUGGUACGGAGAGUCCAGAGAUCCAAACGUUUCUGUGGCCAAGGCGGUAAUCGUGGAGGUUUACGGGCAAAAAUUGGUGCUGAGGAAGAACCAGAUAGGACAGAUUUUGGUAGAUGAAGCCUUGACCCGUGUACCCUUAAAUCUUAAUGAAGGACAAAUACAGGUUUACGUGACUGGCACACAUGUUGUCAUUACAACCGACUUUGGUCUCAAAAUAACGUAUGAUCUGGUAUACCAUGUUACCAUCACUGUUCCUGACAACUAUCGUGGCAAGACUUGCGGACUCUGUGGCAACUUCAAUGGCAAUAAGAAUGAUGAAUUUCAGCUGCCCGGAGGCAAACAAGCCACAGACAUCAAAGAGUUUGGUGCUGCCUGGAAGGAGUCUGUGCACGGUGUAGUUUGUGAUGAUGGCUGCACCGGUGAUUUCUGUCCCAAGUGUGCUGAGGAUAAGAAACACAUAUUUGAGGCUGACUGCAGCAUCCUCAAAAACUCCCACGGUCCCCUUGCUGCCUGUUUCAGCGCCAUUGAUCCAGACUCAUACUUCAGGGACUGCGUCUAUGAUGUCUGCAUGGGCGAUGGAGACCGCAACAUGCUCUGCCACAGCAUUGCUGCAUAUGUGUCUGACUGCCAGGACUUCGGUGUUGCCAUAAAGGACUGGAGAAGCCCAACCUUCUGUCCCAUGGCAUGCUCCCCAAACAGCCACUACCAGACCUGUGCCGAGACUUGUAGUCAGCCCUGCCCUGGUCUCAAGGCUUUGAUUUCCUGCCCUAAUACCUGUGCAGAGGGGUGUAGCUGCGAUUCCGGUUACUUUUUCAAUGGAACAGGCUGCGUGAAACAGGACAACUGUGGUUGCUAUUUUGAGGGACACACCUAUGAGAUUGGCGAGGCUGAAAUUAACGAGGACUGCACUGAGCGUUACUCAUGCCUGGGCUCUGGUGUGGUGAAACAGGAGCUCAUGAGUUGCAAGAGUGGCGAAGUAUGCAAAGUGACUGAUGGUAUCAAGGCUUGCUACCAUCACCACCAGUGCUCCAUUACAGCCAGUGGAGGCUUAUCUCUGUUUGAUGGGACACAAGGUGCCAUAGACAAAGAGGGAACCUAUGAGUUGGUCAAGCUCUGCAAUGACGACGUCGCGGCAGACUAUUUCAGAGUGUUGGUGGUCUUCCAGCCUUGUAAGGCAAAGGGCCAGAAUUGCAUCGGGCUGAUGUAUGUCUUCUUCAAUAAUUAUCUCGUCGCCGUUAGCAGCCAGCAAGAGAUCUGGGUAAAUGGCGUACAAGUUUCCCUGCCGCAAUCACUGAGAAACGGGAUUUCCAUUCAAGUGGCUGGCGACUCGGUGGUGGUUGAGAAGGAGUCAGUCCUCCGCGUGUCCUACGACUCCGUGCACGACGUCUCUGUGACGGUGGGCGAGACGGUGGCCAGUCAUGUGUGUGGUGCCUGCGCUCAGCCAGCGAGUAGCCAGAACUUACACUCAUGGGCAGCACCUGACUUUCCCCUUUGGUGAAUGAUUCAUACAGUACUUGUUGUUACAGAAUACUUCACAAACUAAGUUAAAAAGCUGUUUCUAUUUUUCUUUUUUUUUUUUUGAUUUUCAGCUGUCAGCGAGGACCAUGAAUAGUACUCUAUCACUAUUCCUUGCAAAAACAACAACCAGAGAAUAUUAAGAUUACUAGCCGUGCUGGUAGUAGUAGCAACAAAGGAAUGGCAGUUAAGUCCAUUUUAAUAGAAAAUCAUUACUGUAGCCUACACGUAGAUCUGCAUGAUUACUUGUAUGGAGCUCUUAUUUUGUUAGCGAUUAUGGAUAAUGUUCUGUUUAAUAAAUAUGCAGAAAAAAAUAAAUUGAUUC